Messenger RNA from Ochlerotatus camptorhynchus, 3972 nucleotides. RefSeq lists its product as uncharacterized. The record is from RefSeq and is a predicted model, not a curated record. Gene Ontology annotation, biological process: signal transduction. NCBI's taxonomy places the organism in Eukaryota, Metazoa, Arthropoda, Insecta, Diptera, Culicidae. The transcript has 17 exons. The coding region runs from base 740 to 3730 and encodes 996 amino acids.
CGAAUCGGAAUAGUGCACUGGCGAUGAAUCGAUUUAAUCGUGGAAUUUUAAAGUGUGCAAGUUUCAUUUGAAGACAAAUGCUGACAUAUUCUGGCGAAAUAGUUUGGGAAGUGAGAGAAUAAACUCAAGCGAAGACAUAAAUUUCCAACAGCUGUCUAUAGGAAUAGUCAUCGGAAAGUUGUGGAUACCGCAGAAAAAAGUAUAACAGCCCGUAGUGCGUGGUAGCAAAUUUAUGAAUAUAAUAACGACGUGGCCAAGCACACCGAGGUCAGAAGCAUAUAAAAAAUAAAAUAAAAUUUAUGAUAAAUGUUUUGCCAGUUUGGAUAGAUACAAAUUUUGGUACUGGUGUUUCUAGUUCAAGUUCUGUGAUUGUCAUGGAUGAGUGUGCACCAGUGCAGGAAGAAGAAUAGCGAAGAAAUAGCUCGGGUUUUUAUGCUUAAAAAGUGUGUCAUAUUUUAUCGCGCCAAUUUUUUUUUACUGGAAGUUCAUAAAACGCGGGUGAAAUAAUAAAUUUGUUCUCCUAGUUCGCGGAUGCUGCUGCAAUAGCUAUCGUCAAACGAGUUGGAAAUCUACAGUGUAACUUGAAAGAUAAAAAUAAUGAAGCUUGUACGCCAGCAAUAGAUGCAGAAGCUGAUGUACAUGUGUGGUGCUCAUUUGCACUAAUGAAACAAGCGCAGUGCCAUGAAAAGCCAAUAAGUUCGAUUUACCGGAAAAUUUCGUCUCUGAAUAGCCACUGACAAUGCAUCCGACGAGCAAAUCCAACACCUCCGGUGGUGAUAGUCCGUUGGCAGCUAAAGUAUCCAAAAGUGCUGACUCGCGUAGAUCUUCGACAUCGUCCUCGUCCAGUACGGGGAAAACGAAAUCCAGAAAGUGCAAACAAUCGAUGCAGCCAGGUAACGGAACGCAAGGCGCACCAUUAUCAUCGAAUUCAACCAAGCGGCUCAUCAUCGGUAAUUACAAUAAUGAUAUCAAAACCACUGCCAGCACUUUUAAGCCCAAAGAACACGAAGCUGCGGAACUACGGAAAGCGCUUCGGAAUGUGAAUUUUAUGCUGAUCGCGUUGGUGUGCUGCAUUGGAGGGCUCUCCUUAUUCGGUCUGCAGUAUAUCAAUGCUCGACUGGAUCACCCACGCUUGUUGGCCACCCGUGCAGAGGUGGAAGAAAUUGUGGAAAAUUAUCUCAGAAAUAAUAUCGAUAAAUUUAGUGAGGAUUUAAUAGCCAAUGUGAGAGCGUCAGCAGAUUUCAGCUUCAGUAUGCCUUAUCCUGAGGGAAAUCAGAAAGUACAAAACGAACGUAAAUCUUCUGGACAACGUGAAUCCAGAUUCAAGCGGGACCUUAACCUAUUUGACGAUAAUCUGGUGCCGGAUCAAGAAGGACCCAAUGUGGAAUUUUUCAAUCCAAAACUUCGCAGUGAACUGGAGAAGAAAGACGCUGAUAUCAUCAAGAAAACUGGUCUGAAAGGAGCUGCACCGGGUGGUGAUUCUUGGGUCUGGUUAACAAGCUAUUCUCGGAUUCCGUUUGACGCAAUCACCGGCUUCUGUCGAGCAACGAAGGAAUAUUGCCCUCCGGGACCACCAGGCCUACCCGGUAUUCCAGGCCCGAAAGGAAAUCGAGGUGAUGUUGGCCUUCCCGGUCCUGCCGGUAUCGACGGGCGUGAAGGUAAGCCGGGUCCACGUGGCCCCAAAGGGGAAAUCGGAUACCCAGGAAACCCAGGACUGGACGGUAGAGAUGGUGUUCCGGGCGAGCCGGGAUUAGAUGGUGUCCCCGGUAGAGCGGGCGCAGAUGGUAUACCUGGCCGUGAUGGAAAGGAUGGCACGCCUGGUAUUAACGGUCAGAAUGGGAUAGACGGAAAAAACGGAACACCUGGACCAAUGGGACCAAUUGGGCCACCAGGCGUACUCGGACCAAGAGGCCUACACGGACCCCGAGGUAAGCCUGGACGAUCGGGUAUCAACGGUACGCCCGGAACACCCGGUAUCAACGCGUGGAAAAUUAAGGUCAACGAUACGUUUUCCAAUGAGCUGCUCGUACCACCCACGAUAGCCGGAUCGGGCACACCGGAAGCACUCCGUCCCAUAAUAGUUAAGGAGGGCAAUCACCUCAGAUUGCGAUGUGCUGCCACUGGAACGCCUAAACCACACGUCGAAUGGCGCCGAGAGGACGGAAAAACAAUCUCCAAUGGUGCAUGGCAAGCUUCGUCGAUGGCCGGCCACACGCUCAACAUUACCAAAAUCAAUCGAGUGCACAUGGGAGCUUAUCAGUGCUUGGCAGACAACGGAAUUCCACCACCGGCGAACCAGACGUUCAACAUCGAAGUUCAAUUUCCGCCGUUGAUAAGAGUGCGCAACCAAAUGAUCUACGCUGUAAAUGACUCGACGGCUACAUUCGAGUGUGAGGUGGAAGCAUUCCCGGAAGCUGUAAAGUACUGGGAGCGUCAACCUGGAGGUCGUCUGUUAGAACCAGGAGACAAAUUCCAGAUGGAAACACACAAUGACGGAUAUAAAUCAAUAAUGCGGUUAAACAUAACCAACAUUAGGCAAACGGACUUUGGCGAGUACCAUUGUAUUGCCAAGAACGAGCUGGACAUAACGCAAGCAGAGUUUCAUUUGAUGGAACACGCACCCUACAUGAUUCAUCGGCCUGGCGGAAUGGGCGAUACACAAGAAUAUGGCAGACCACCGCCCAAAGUGGAAUCCUACGAGGAUAUCUGUGGGCCGCCAACUAGUUGUCCUGAGUGUCCUGAUCCAAGAGACAUCAAAUGCAAGGACGCGAUUGUUUCAUUGUACGAUUUGGUUGGAAACUUGGAGAUCAAACAGACUGGAAAUGUGAGCUACCCAGGUUUACCAAAUAGAACAACAGAUUGUGUCCUAUACGCCGUUGGAAAGCCUGUGUAUCACAAAUUUACCGAACAAAACUACGGUGCAUGGCUGAAGGAUGCUGCUCCGAGGAAUGAUGCGGUUGAGAAGAAGAUAUGGGCCACGCGGGAAAACGACACGAUUCGUCUGUACGAAUUCGCCAACAAAACCACGUACCGAAACAAUGUGGCCACCAAGACAUAUCGGCUGGACAAGCCAUUCCGGGGCAACGCUCACGUGGUCUUCAACGGGUCAUUCUACUACAACGAGCGGAACUCGCCACGAAUCAUCAAAUAUGACCUCAACCUGGAACGGCAGACCGCGGUCAAGGAGAUAGAGGGUGUUGCAACGAAUGGGUCCAAUUAUCUAUACACGACCGAGUUCAACUACAUGGACUUUAACGUGGACGACAAUGGCCUGUGGGUCAUCUACUCUACACCCGAUUCCAAUAACACCAUCGUUGCCAAGCUCAACGAAUACAACCUAGAUAUUCAGUUUAGUUGGAAUAUAAGCGUGAACCAUCACAAGGUGGGCGAGAUGUUCAUCGUUUGCGGUGUGCUCUAUGCAAUUGAUUCCGUAACUGAGCGAAACACGAAAAUCAGACUGGCUUUGGACAUGUAUCACAGCAAACUGCUUGAUGUCAGUCUUACCUUCACCAAUCCGUUCCGGAAAACGACUACAGUGGGCUACAAUCCUAAAAAUAAGGAACUGUACACCUGGGAUCGAGGCAAUCAGUUGACCUACCCGAUACGGUAUCACGUUAAUGACUACAACAGUACGGCCACCGACAAGACAGAAGACGCUCUCAAUCCCCAGAUGCAAACGGGUUAUGACAUUUUUCACGAUCAUGAUAAUGGUAACGAUGCUGGCCGUUAGAAACUGGAUGGUUCUACUAUAGUGGGUGUAAAUAUAGUUGGAAAAAGCUAAUGAGAUUCAUACCUAUGGUGUGAUUCCAUAGAGCAACCUUAUAUUUGUUUGUCUUUCUACAAUUAAAAGAUGCUUUCCUAACAAUUGAUGGUAAUUUACGAUGAGGGAUGCGCCUUCAUAAUGAUUUUCUCUGUUGUGACGUAAAACAAAGUAAAUGUAGUAUUAGCAAUGUCCGAAGUCAACUCUAUUUU